UAAAUUAUUAUAAAUUUCGCAACUGUCUUCAUCUAGGGGUCAAUUAGGUCUUAAGUCGAUUGUUUUUGGUGCAAAUUCUACUUCAAACACUAAAAAAUAUGAAAAUCCUAUUUGUUUGUCUCGGUAAUAUUUGCCGUAGUACAAUGGCUGAAGCUGUAAUGAAGAAUAUCUGCUCCACAAAAAACCUCACUGGAUGGGAAGUCGACAGCUGUGGUACUAGUGACUAUAAUAUUGGAAAACAACCAUAUCAUCUGACUUUAAGAACCUUAAAAGAGCACGGAAUAAAAGAUUUUAGACACAAAGCAAGACAGAUACGAAGCUCAGACUUUACAGAAUUUGAUCAUAUUCUCGUCAUGGAUCAUAAUAAUCUGUCUGAUGUCAAGUAUGAGGCACCUAAAGAUUGUCCAGCCAACAUAGAAAUGCUAACUGCAUAUGAUCCACAAAAAGCACCAUACAUUGUGGAUCCCUAUUACGAGGAAGAUAGCGUAUUUGAGGACGUUUAUCAACUAAUUUCUCGUUGCUGUGUAAAGUUUGUUGAAACUUACUCCAAAAAUAAAUAAACUUGAAUUAUAUAUUUUAAUAAUAUGAUAUAAUAAUUCAUCCAUAAUUUAAAAGCUAAAGCAAAUAAGUAUAAAAAGUAAUAAAUAAAUAAAGAGAAAUUCUGAAA
This is a messenger RNA of Dimorphilus gyrociliatus, 667 nucleotides long. NCBI's taxonomy places the organism in Eukaryota, Metazoa, Annelida, Polychaeta, Dinophilidae. The record is from the annotation of a GenBank genome assembly.